CCAUCAGUACCAGCUACUCAUACAAGUCCUCGGCAUGUGACUAAGCUUCACCACCGCGCGAAGCAACCACCAGCCACGCCAUAGCACACGGAGUUCAGCUGAGCAGAGCUGAGACACUGACGAUGAGCGCCGAGGCGGCGCAGCUCCCCCGGAUCGACUUCUCCGGCGUGGACCCGUCGGCGCCGGGCGCCGGCACCUGGUUGGCGGCGCGCGCCCAGGUGGUGGACGCGUUCGCCACUUUCGGCUGCUUCGACGCGCACUACCCAGCCCUGGCCCCGGAGCUCCGCGCCGCGCUCUUUGACGGCGCCGUGAGGCCGCUCUUCGCUCUGCCGGUCGACGCCAAGCGCCGCAACCACUACGGGCCCGACAAGCCCUUCCACGGCUACCUCGGCGAGCUCCAGGGUCUCGACGGCCAGGAGAGCCUCGCCAUCGUGGACGCCUCCAAGCCCGAGGCCGUCCGCGCCUUCGGCGACCUCGUGUGGCCCGGCGGCGGCGGCGACGCCGGUUUCUGCGAGGCCCUCCAUGGCGCGGCGAAGCGGAUGGCCGAGCUGGAGGAGGCGGUGCGGAGGAUGGUGCUGGAGGGGCUCGGGGUGGCCGAGCACCACGAGCCGCUGAACGCGUCGACAUGGCACCUGUUCCGGAUGUGGGAGUACGACGCCGGGGAGAAGAAGGUCAGGCACCCCGGAUCCCCCGGACCCCACCAGGACACCAACGCGCUCAGCCUGGUGUGCCAGCACGAGGUGGAGGGGUUGGAGGUGCGGACCAAGGGCGGGGAGUGGAUCCGCGUCACGCCGUCGCCGACGUCGCUCGUCGUCAUGGUCGGCAACGCGCUCCGGGCAUGGACAAACGACCGUCUGCAAGCGCCAUUUCACCGGGUUACCGUCCGUGGGAAUGUCAACAGAUACUCUGCCAUCCUGUUCUCGAUCCCCAGCUGCAGGAUUCAGCCGCCCGUUGAACUUGUGGACGACGAACACCCUCCCCGUUUCAAGCCAUAUUACCACGACGACUUCGUGCGCUUCUCCGUUUCUGAGGAAGGCGCUCGCCACGAAGAUAAGCUCAAUUCCUACUGUGGAUUAUAGGCAACAGAAUGCGUCUGCAGUUCAGCCCGGUACACCAGUGUGGCCUUUGCUCUGAGAGACUCAGAUCACCCCUGCUAACCAGAAUGUUUGCAAUACACCAUGGAAUACACUUGUUGUAUAUUUAUUGUAGCCUGAAACAUGAACAAUCUGGCAUUCUGGCAGACAUGAAAUAAAUGAAUAAUUUUGUGUUGCGUGUUUGCACUCCAAA
This is a messenger RNA of Panicum hallii, 1287 nucleotides long. RefSeq names its product probable 2-oxoglutarate-dependent dioxygenase AOP1. The transcript has 3 exons. The record is from RefSeq and is a predicted model, not a curated record. Bases 123 to 1079 code for a protein of 318 amino acids. Gene Ontology annotation, molecular function: dioxygenase activity. NCBI's taxonomy places the organism in Eukaryota, Viridiplantae, Streptophyta, Magnoliopsida, Poales, Poaceae.